GUGAGAUUCGCCCGCCUCAUAUUUCGUUCUCCCCUUACUCAAUCGACUUGACGUUAGACAAAUAUUAUCAAAACAAACUCACCGGAAGAAUUUUAUUGUUGCGAUCCAGUUUAAAAUUUCAACAAUGAGCUCCCUACGGAAAGAGGCUCUAAAAUGGUACAAAACUCUGCAACGCACAAAGAACCAAGUUUUCAAAGGAGAUCAGCGAACCAUUGAAGCCGCGCGGCAGCGUAUUCGCGAGGAGUUUAUAAAAAAUAAGGAUCUGUCGAGUGAAAAAGACAUUCAAGAGAAAAUCAAAAUUGCCAAAGACGUGGAUGUAGAACUGCGCAGCACAGUGGUGCAAGCUGUGAGAGUAGACGAGAAUCGUUACCAAGCCCGUAUUACAAAGGAUACUAAAAAGCUGGAAAAUGUAAUGUUUGAUCCCAACGCAGAGCUUCCACCUCCGAGAAGUAGAAAGUGUAGCGAUAAAGGAAAGAGAACCUGAAAUGAGUCUAGUCAAAAUUGUAUGUAAAUAAAUUAAGUAGUUUGUUAUACAAA
Wyeomyia smithii (pitcher-plant mosquito) is the source of this 537-nucleotide messenger RNA. Its product is annotated as complex III assembly factor LYRM7. Lineage: Eukaryota; Metazoa; Arthropoda; Insecta; Diptera; Culicidae. The transcript is spliced from 4 exons. The record is from RefSeq and is a predicted model, not a curated record. Gene Ontology annotation, biological process: mitochondrial respiratory chain complex III assembly. The coding region runs from base 125 to 484 and encodes 119 amino acids.